This is a messenger RNA of Paramecium sonneborni, 2681 nucleotides long. NCBI's taxonomy places the organism in Eukaryota, Ciliophora, Oligohymenophorea, Peniculida, Parameciidae. The record is from the annotation of a GenBank genome assembly.
AUGGCUUAGAACCAAAUAGUAGGAGCAAUUAAAAUAAAGGAUGGAUUAUUUAUUGGAGAUGAAUUUGCAUCAUAGGUUUAGUAUUCGAUUUAAAAAAGGAUCGAGAAUUUAUAAUUACAAAUAAAGUAACUCAUAUAAUAAAUUGCGCUGGUACAGAAGUUCAAAAUAAAUGGACAUUGAUGGGUGCAAAGUAUUUAACUUUUAAUUGGUUGGAACAAGAUAACGAAGUAUCAAUUUAUAUUUUUAUUUUUAGGUCUUGUUUGAUGAACGAGGUGAAAAUGUAAAUAAAAUAUUUACAUUCAUUGAAGAAUGUUUUCAAUAAGGUGAGAGUUGUUUGGUACAUUCAGUUAGAGGAUAGAGUAGAGCUUGUUGUGUACUUGCAGCUUAUUUUAUGAAAAAGUUCGUUAAAUUAUUUAAAUUUAUUAGAUAUUCAUGGACAUUGUAUAAAACACUUGAAUAUUUAAAUUCCAGACGUCCAGAUCUUGAAAUUAGAGCAUCUUUUUUUUAUCAACUAAACGCAUUGGAAAACAGGAUGAAUAAAUCAGGACCUAAAAGAACUGCAUCAUGGAAUGAACUUACAUCAGAUGAAUCAAAUCCAUAACAUGUUCAAGAAGAGUUAAUCAUUAGAAAUACUUUUUUAAAUUCUCAUAAUGGACCUGUUGAUGAAAUUUAUACUAAUUUAUAAGCAAAAUAGGUUAGAAAUAUUAAUCAAUUUUAGGGAGUCCUUGGAAAACCAACAAACUAAAAGUUAAAAUGGAAAGAUUAAAUGAAUAAAGAAAAUAUCUAAUUAGCUACACUUGUUUAUUCAGGUUCUCCUGAUUUUGUACCUGUUUCAGAAAUCAAUUUAAAACGAGAUUCAGAUACUUCUAUUCUAAAAGUAAUAUUUAAAUUUAAUUAGGGAGCAUAAAAAAGUCAAUCCUUGAUCUAAUUGCCUAAACAACCCUAAAUAUAAUCAAAUUUCCCUAAAAGUACUUAAAAUACAACAUAAGUAAGAUCUGAAAGUAGCAAAUCAUAACAAUAACAAUAAGAUUAAAAUGAAAUCACAUCUAAUUCUAAUAUAACCUCUGCUAAUCUAACUAGCAAUCCUUCAUUUUAAAAUUUAUUAAUGCACUGUGCAGUUAAAAGUAGAACACCACAAUAAUAAUAAUCAUAAUAGCAAUCUAAUUUACAAUAAUUCUAAUAACAAUAAUAAAACUUAGUUGAACAAAAUAAUAAAAAACCUUAAUUGAUUAAUAAUUUUGUUAAAACUUCAGAAAAUCAAACAGAAUUACAAUAAUAAACUUAAAUAGGAACAAUAUUAAAUACUAAUAAUCAAAUUCUGUAGAAUACUUCUAAUCCAAUAAGAAGCAAUUCUUUACAGUAAAAUGAAGAAAAAAAGAUAUCUACUGCUGAAGGCUUAAAUCAUUAGAGACCAAGUUCAUUAAAAUAAAAAGACAACUAAAAUUCCAUUUUAACAAAUUUUUAAGAAUUUAAAAACUAAGUUUAAUAAUCAUUAAAUUAUUUUAAUAAACAAACUGAAGCACUUUUAAAUUUUGAUAAAUAAUCCUAAUAAUCACAAGCAACUUAAAUAACAAAUUAAUCAAAUAAUACAAACUAAUAAAAAAAUAAAUUAGAUUAAUUAAUUAGUCCAACAUUAAUAUAAACUAUGAAUUCUACAAAACAUUCAGAAAUACAAAAAACUCUCACAUAAUCCAUUUCUUAAUUAUAGUCUAGUUAUUAAAAAUUUUAGCAACUUUAGUAAAAAACUUAAAUGAAAUAAUCUUAAUCUCAAUCUUGCAUUUAAAAAUAAAACAUUUAAAAUUAAGAAUUAUCUUAAAUUAAUUAACCUUCAAUGGUAACUUAAGUAAAUCUAUAAGAUAGAAGUUCAUCUUUAAAUAAGACUUUGGAAACUACAGAAUAAAAACUCAGGCCUAAUAGUACUGAAAUUAAAGAUUCUUAAAAAUAAAUUGGAAUUUAAAAAAAGGAAAGUUUGUCUCCUUUUUCUAAAGAUCAAUCAAAAAAAGUAUCCCAAUAAGGACCUCCAUUACCAUAAUCUAGUUCAUAAAUAUAUUUAAGAAAUGUUUAAUGUCGAAGAUAAGCGGCAUCUACUUUGAGAAAUUAAUAAAAACCAAAUAAUUCCUUUUAGGAUAAGUACUUAAAUUAAAGUGCUAAUUAAGCAUAAAACAAUAGUUUUAAUAAUAAUAGUAAUUCUGCUAUAGAAGCUGAUUAAAAAUAAUAAGCAAAAGGAAUAGUUUCAGAUCUUAACUAAUUUAAGAAAUUGAUAUCACCUUAAAAUCUAACUAAAAGUUAGGCUCAAUUUGUUAAAAAUUAGCCAAUAAAAGUCUUACAGGAAUUAACAGAGAAAACUCAAUCAUAAAAACAAGUGUAAGUUUUUUUUAUUAUUUUAAAGAAAAGUCAAAGAUAAUAUUUCAUCAACUAGCUUUACCUUAGUUCAAAAACCUUCGUCAGUAAAUACAAGGACUUUUUCACCUGCUAUUAAAAGUAUAUAAUAUUUAUAAAUCAAGAUGACCCAAAAAGUAAACCUACAAAUGCUACUAAUUUAAGACAAAAAAUUAGAAAUUCUUCUCCAGGUACAAAUAAAUAUUUUAAUCUUAGGAAUAACAAAGGAUUAGGAUUAGUCUAAUUCAUUCUAAAAUAUAUCAUCAAUUUAACAAGGAAAAAAUAGUUGGAAAAUGCUUUGA